This is a messenger RNA of Penicillium canescens, 2160 nucleotides long. RefSeq names its product transcription factor TFIIIB subunit BRF1. Gene Ontology annotation, molecular function: TBP-class protein binding; RNA polymerase III general transcription initiation factor activity; RNA polymerase III type 3 promoter sequence-specific DNA binding. Gene Ontology annotation, biological process: transcription preinitiation complex assembly; transcription by RNA polymerase III; DNA-templated transcription initiation. The transcript is spliced from 3 exons. Lineage: Eukaryota; Fungi; Ascomycota; Eurotiomycetes; Eurotiales; Aspergillaceae. Bases 1 to 2160 code for a protein of 719 amino acids. The record is from RefSeq and is a predicted model, not a curated record. Gene Ontology annotation, cellular component: transcription factor TFIIIB complex; transcription preinitiation complex; nucleus.
AUGUCCGCUCCCAAGCCUGCGCCAAAACCAGGCGCGCGUCCUACUAUCCCGCCUCCCCGGCGGGCUCCUGUUGGACGCCUCGCAAGUCUAAAGCCACCAGGUCCAACUCCUAUUAAGCGUCCGCAGUCUAUCGGACGUCCUCAACCUCCCCGACCAACUACACAUCCCAAAACCUCCAACUGUCCCAAUCCGGGCUGUCCUGCCCCGCAUAUCGUCGAAGAUGAAGGGGUGAAGGUCUGCUCAGGCUGUGGUACAGUCAUCAGCGAGUCAAACAUCGUUUCAGAAGUCACGUUCGGUGAAUCGUCUUCCGGUGCAGCUGUUGUCCAAGGAUCCUUCGUCGGAGAAGACCAAACACAUGUCCGCAGCUAUGGCCCCGGUUUUCAACGCGGAGGCGCGAUGGAAAGUCGCGAAAUGACUGAGCAGAAUGGCAAUCGUUAUAUGCUCCAACUAUCUCGAGCCCUGACUAUUCCCGAAAGCGCAACCAAAGCCGCUGGUCAAGUCUUCAAACUUGCAGUUGGCCUCAACUUUAUUCAAGGUCGCCGCACAAAGACUGUGGCUGCAGUUUGUCUAUACAUUGCCUGUCGUCGCCAAAAUGGUAACACAGUAAUGUUGAUUGAUUUUGCUGAUGUUUUGAUGGUCAAUGUCUUUAAACUCGGCCGCACUUACAAGGCGCUCCUCGAUGAGCUUCGCCUAGGCGGAAACGUAUUCUUGAUGAACCCCAUCGACCCGGAAAGCUUGAUCUAUCGUUUCGCUAAACAGCUGGAAUUCGGACAAUCUACAAUGGCGGUGGCCGGUGAAGCAGUUCGAAUCAUCCAGCGAAUGAACCGUGAUUGGAUGACCACUGGACGACGUCCAGCUGGUCUUUGUGGUGCGGCAUUGAUCCUCGCCGCGCGUAUGAACAAUUUCCGUCGGACCGUGCGCGAAGUCGUCUACGUCGUCAAAGUUACGGAAAUCACCAUCAGCCAGCGUUUAAACGAGUUCAGUUCCACUGAAAGUGGUGAGCUGACCGUCGAUCAAUUCCGUUCCGUCCAAUUGGAAAACACUCACGAUCCCCCUUCCUUCACUCGCGGGCGAGAAGGUCGGUAUCCUCGAAUCAAGAAGAAGGUGCCAGAGACUGCAGCGGAAAUUGAAGAUGACCUCACCGAUAGCGAAGCGGGAUCAGUUCCACCACGUCGUUUGGAUGCCGACGGCUUUACUAUUCCCAACCUCCCCAUUGAUCCGGCUAUAACGGGUCGACGUUCAUCGGUAGUUGCGAAAGCCGUCACUGAUGUGGCAGAAGAGUUUGAGACCGAAGCAAGCUCCAAGGGCAAGAGGCGACAGCCUGUGCCAGAACCUCCCGCAGAGGAGCUUGCAUCUGAAAAGGCACUAGAGGAUGAAAUGCGGACAAUGCUGGCUCAAGGCUCAAACCUGGUUGAGAGUGCCACUGAACCCGAGCGGCCUCCCGUUUCCGACAGCACUGAGAUCGAUGCCGCCGAGUUUGAAGAUGAUCCCGAAGUCGCCAACUGUCUCCUCUUGCCUGCUGAAGUGGAAAUUAAGGAAUCAAUCUGGGUGACUGAGAACAAAGAAUAUCUCCGUACUCAACAGGCAAAGGCUCUGAAGCGUGCCAUGGAAGAAUCUGAAGGCGGUACAACAUCUCGCAAACCUCGCAAGCGUCGCCGUGGUCGUCUUGGUGAUGUCACAUAUCUCGAGGGUGAAGGUGAAGAGGGCCGUUCCCGAGCCUCAACUCCUGCCGAGGCGACUCGUCGCAUGCUGGAGCGCCGAGGCUACAGUAAGAAGAUCAACUACUCUCUAUUGGACACACUUUACGGCGGAGAAGGAGCCGAUGCCAAGGCAGAGAGCAUGAGCCGCAGCCAGAGUCGCAGCCAAAGUGUCAUCUCGCGACGCAGUGCCAGCAUCGAACCACAGGCAGCCUCUCGGCGAGCCACACCCUCGGACGCCAAGCCUGUCCUUCCUCCCUCCACGACGGCCGCACCCCUGCCCACUCCCCCUACCACGCAGAAUACCCAGGAGCCAACCAAGGAAGAUGGUUCUGCUCCUGCAAAUCCUGAUCCAGAUGACCAGGAUGACUAUGAUGACGAUGAUGGCGAGGAGGACGGUGUUGACGAUGCCUUCGCAGGCAACUACGGUGAAUACGAGAGCGACUACGACUACGAUGACUAG